CGCAAGGCAGCCCAUCUUUGUCCACAGUGAGACAGAGUGAAGAGAGUGAAGUCAUGUUUGCAGGUUCCUACUCUCACAUCUCGCCUCAUGUGGCUAGGUGAUGCACAGGACGUCAAAACCACCCACAGGCGCCGAUGCACAGGAAGUCUCAAGAGCUGAGUUCAUUCUUGAUGGUGUGAAAAUACCUCCUGAGCGUGUCGACCUGGGCUGAGAGAAACACACAUUUUUCUGACAACACAGGUAGUGAAAUGGACCACUGGUUUUGUUCUGUAACUAAAGAGAUGAGGUGUUCCACCAUGAGGCUUCAUCUGCUACUGCAAGUUUUCAUUCUGCAAUGCCUGUUGAAGCUGGCUCACGGUCAGAUCACGUCCUGUGACACUGCUAUCAUGGUGCACCGUCACACUGUUUACUACGCCUCCUCAGGAGAAACUUUAACCAUCAAAUGUCCAGUUAGGUUGUGCAGGACAUCACUGCCUCUCAUUUCCUGGAUCAAACACGUGGACGGCCGUUACAACCCUGUGAACACGAGCCACCGAGUCCACACCAAGCAGAACAUGUUCAACCCUCUGUCAGGAGAGGGGUCUUUGAUAUUCAGGGACGUACAGACGGGUGACUCCGGGUCUUACCAGUGUCAGGUGGGAGGUAUUCAGAGCCACAGCAUCUACGUCAAUGUCUCUGAUCACGCAGUGCCAUCUACUGCCACAACUGAAAACGUAACAGCUUCCCAGGAGGCGAAGGAGGGCGGCCAUAUCUCAGUGUAUUUGUACUUCCUGCUCGGGCUGCUGGUGUCUGUCAUCAUUUUGAUGAGUUUGAUUGUUUCUUUCAAGAAGGUCUGUGAAGGUGAGCGUUUCUUUCGGUGGGGUCACAGUGAUGGUGGGAGGCGGAGUCUGCUGAACUCUAACUCCCUGUUCCGUCUCCAUCUCGCAGCAGAGGAAGUGAAAUGGACGAUUUAUAGACGGUGUUUUUGGUCUGGAGCUGAAGAGACGAGGCGAUCCACCAUGAGGCUUCACCUCCUGCUGCGAGUUUUCCUCCUGCAACGUCUGUUGAAGCUGGCUCACGGUCAGAUCACGUCCUGUGACACUGCUAUCAUGGUGCACCGUAACACCGUUUACUACGCCUCCUCAGGAGAAGCUUUAACCAUCAGCUGUCCAGUUAGGUUGUGCAAUACAUCACUGCCUCUCAUUUCCUGGAUCAAACACGUGGACGGCCGUAACAACCCUGUGAACACGAGCCACCGAGUCCACACCAAGCAGAACAUGUCCAACCCUCUGUCAGGAGAGGGGUCUUUGAUAUUCAGGGACGUACAGACGGGUGACUCCGGGUCUUACCAGUGUCAGGUGGGAGGUAUUCAGAGCCACGGCAUCUACGUCAAUGUCUCUGAAAAUGUCGGCUCAUCCAAUACCUCGCAUGAGAACAGAACUGCAUCUGGGGACAAGAGCGAGUACAGAAACGUCCGCCUGUAUGUGUAUGUCAGUGCCGGGAUCCUGGGCCUUGUCAUCUUCAUCAUCAUCCUGACAGUUCUGUCCCUGAAGUUCUGUAAAGGCACGUCCAGAAAAGAGACUCCAGCGGAAAAUGAGAUCUUAAUGGUCCCAGUGGUCCGCCACAUGAGAGGAAGCCAGGACCCAGGCCCAACAGCUCGACUGUCUGUGAGGAAAAAGACGCCGCUGUCACAACCUGCCAAUUCAAAUGCAGUCAGCACGAGCCAGCAGGAAGAGGAAGGGUGUGUGGAGUACGCUGCUCUCAACCACAUGCAGGUACCGAGUGCGACACCAAGACAACCGAGACUAGACCAGGAGAGCACGGAAUACGCAGCCAUCCGCGUUCGUUGAGACGUGAUAGGGCUCAACAGUGGAAGCUGCGCAACGGCACUAUAUUCUGGAGUCGCUGUCUGGAGCCGAUGAGAUCGUCUUCCAAUUUGAACUUCAGGACUUUGGCCUCUUCACUUCUCCUCAGUGUCAGUGAGCAGCGACUGGUUCUAGAAGCGGAGUUGUUCAAAAGAGAACUUAAACAGCUUGAAAAUGCAACCCAAGCGUGUGUGGAAAGUUAUGUAAAUGCCAUAUACCAUGAUUGAGUGAACAUUGUUACUGCUUUGGAGAAAAUCACCAUUAACUUCUGGUCCUCAUGUAUGCGAAGUGUAUACAGAUAAUAAA
Molecule: messenger RNA, 2150 nt
Organism: Synchiropus splendidus (mandarinfish)
Lineage: Eukaryota; Metazoa; Chordata; Actinopteri; Syngnathiformes; Callionymidae
Exons: 10
Coding region: 249-1829 (526 amino acids)
Biological process (GO): immune response-regulating cell surface receptor signaling pathway
Cellular component (GO): plasma membrane
Molecular function (GO): signaling receptor activity
Source: RefSeq, a predicted model, not a curated record